Molecule: messenger RNA, 1263 nt
Organism: Oldenlandia corymbosa var. corymbosa
Lineage: Eukaryota; Viridiplantae; Streptophyta; Magnoliopsida; Gentianales; Rubiaceae
Source: the annotation of a GenBank genome assembly
AUGGCGUAUAUUCCACCCCACAAACGGCAGUCAGGAGACAGCAAUUGCAGCUCAACCUCACUAAACCCAGUCCCAACUCCAACCCCAGAGUCUCUGUCGCCGCUUUUUCAACGAACCCUCAAUUUAAGGUCAUCAUCUUUUGACAGGAAGAAGAAGAACAGAGACCCAAACAGGGGAGGCCCACGCAUUGUCUUUGCUCCUAAUGCUACUUCUAAAUGGUUCCCAGUUGGUUUGGCUUCUUCUUUUGAUUACAGCGAUGAUGAUGAUGAUGGUGGUGAAGAUGACUCUCCGUUCAUGUCCUUGACUAAGCUUGAGCCCUUUUCCCUGGAAUCUUAUGAACGAAAAUUCGGUGCAAAGCCUCGUGCUUUGGUGCUCAACUAUGAUCGCAUAAAGGAAUAUGGUGGUGAGGGAAGGGUGCUUUUGGAGGAUCCCUGGAGGUUUGCUGCUGAAAAUUUGAAGGAUGAUUUUCUUUCGGCAAUUCAAAAAGUUAAAGAUGAAAUCAGAGAUAAUGACUCUAAACAAGUGAAGCCUGCUCUGGUAGCGCGAUUUGGAAGGGUGAUUUUCCGUGGGGCUCCGCGAACUUUCUCUGAAAGGAAUUUAGGACAAUUGAAGGGUUCAUUUCACACAAAUGUUUCCCCUUCAUUUGUGGAACAUGUAAUCAAAGAUGUCAUUCCAAAGCUCGAAACUGUUGUUGAGUUGGAAAAAGAAAAAUAUGUUGUACAGCUGUCUGAUAAUCUGGAACCUGACUCAACUCUCGGAUGCACAUGUACCUUGAGCAAGGAUGGUAAAUCUCUUCAACUUUACAAGAUCCAGUGGAACCAAGUGCGACAUUUGGUUGCGGACAUGUCUUGCCUUGGUAAGAGGGUAGAUUUGAGGCUUAUGUUGUACUCUAAGAUAACUACGCCAGCUUUAACUGAUGAUGAGAUGAAAUGCAUACAACUAGUGAUUGGUUCUGCAAUUGUGGAUCCUGAAGUAAAGGGUGGUUUAAGAUGGCCCUUGGGUACAAACUCUUCCGGAGGGAGAUACACUGUUGUUAGUGCCUGGCAUACGCAUGUUAAAUCAUUUAAGACUUCAUCCAUCAGGCUUAAGGUUCAAGAUGCAGAUAGAUUUGAUUUUGGAUCUUCACUUGGGGAGGUUUCAAGAGAAGUGACCCUGCGAUUAUAUGAUAUUAUAUCAAAUUCCCAAGAGCUGCCAACGCAAGAUGAGCGGUUGAUUGAAAUGCUCAAAAGCAACUUCAAACUGAUCUGGGAUUGCAUCCUGUGA